Molecule: messenger RNA, 4660 nt
Organism: Poecilia latipinna (sailfin molly)
Lineage: Eukaryota; Metazoa; Chordata; Actinopteri; Cyprinodontiformes; Poeciliidae
Gene: zbtb22b
Product: zinc finger and BTB domain containing 22b
Exons: 5
Coding region: 2076-4181 (701 amino acids)
Biological process (GO): regulation of transcription by RNA polymerase II
Molecular function (GO): RNA polymerase II cis-regulatory region sequence-specific DNA binding; DNA-binding transcription factor activity, RNA polymerase II-specific; protein binding
Source: RefSeq, a predicted model, not a curated record
UCUUCAGGACUCAUUUAUCUUGAUUUUAGUCAGCAGGUCAGUUUGACCCAGGGCAGAAUAGUGUCUCAAGUUCAAUUAUAAAGAUGAUACCUUCAAAAAAAAAAUCUAAAUGUAAUAUAAAAAAAUUUACAAAAAGUCACUUUCAAAGAUACUUAGUGUUAUUUUGUGUUUAGGUUUUUCAGUGGGCAUAAAAAAAUGUAAAUCACAUUUUUUAUGUCCAAAUGAGUAAAUUGUCAUUAAUCCUUCAUUUGUGAGGAAUAAAACAGAAUUGCACAAAUAUUGAUUGAAAUGGUUAGCAUUGGAGUUGAUAAUCAUACACAAAAAAGAUUUGGAGGAUUUUUUUGGUUUCUGACAAUAUUGCAUGACUAAACACUCCCCGGGUCAAAUUGACCCACGAACAUUAUUGGUAUAGCUAAGAAACGAACAUAACAGGAGGGUUAAAUUAAAUCUCCAUAUUCUUUCUGUGAUUAUCAGCGUCUUUAUUAAAGCUUACUUGAAAUAUGUGAUUUUCUGUCGGCCAAAGUCUGGCCCGCCUGUCUGGAAUGGCCUUAAAGGCGCAGAGUCGCUGUCUGCAGCCGCAGGGAUCCGACGGGCAGCGGGUUCGGUGAAAAUGCGCCAGGAAGUUCUGGUUCUGGGUGACCUGGCAGCGGUUCCUGUCCUCUGCUCCGCCACACACCGGACCUCUGAGGGCUGCAGGGACUGAAACGGUGAGCCGAACCUGCUGCUUUUACCUCAGCCUGGUGAGCUAACUGCGGCUAGCAGGCUAACCUCACAGCUGUAGUGAUGGAGUCUGACGCUGUUCCAGAUGUUUCACAGAUGUCUCUCCCUGUCAGACUGGAGCUGACAGUCUCACUCAGGACUUGGUAACAGCUCAGUCUGGGAUGUGCAGCUCUCCAAGUGCCACUUGACUGGUUGUAGGCUGGUUUUCUCAUGCACUCUGCAGUAAAGUGUUAUUAUCAGUGGAGAACCUGCAGAGAUGUGCAGCUGUCUGUAAAAUCAACCUGUUAAACUAGAACAACACUGUGCUGUCAGUAAGUAUGAUCUGCUGCUUUGUGUCUGAUGGGUGACGCAUGACAUGCAAUAGAAAUGAACAUAUUUGACUGCAGGAUGUGGAAACUCCUGCUUUUAAAGGAAUGAGUAUGUGCUGAUGAGUGAUCAUCUGCAGAAUAUUUUAGUUAAAUGUUGAUCAUAAUCUCAGUUUGAUUCUGUAUAUUUUGGUUAAUUUAUAUAAUGCAUGCACUGGUUUGCAUGCAUUCUCUUCAUUCAAACCAGAAGAGCUGAACUCUUCAAUAGAAACAAUACUUUAGCUUCAAAGCAGCAAUUAUUUGUUUUGAAGCUUAAUUUUCCAGUUGAAGAGACUGGCAGCUGAAUAAGGAUGGGAAUGUAACUGAACAAAAUUCUGGAUAAAGAUUGCAUGCUCUCCUUGUGCGUGCAUGGGUUCUUUCCAGGUACUCUAACUUCCUCUGAGGUCUGAAAACAUGCCUGUUUGGUUAAUUUGUUUCUUAAAAUUGGUCUUAGAGAUGAGUGUGUGUCUCUGUGAUGGAGUGGUGACCAUUGCAAAGUGUAGCCGGCGUUUCAUACGAUGACAAAGCACAAGAUCCCUUGUGAUGAGAUUGAGCUGCAAACAGUAAGCAGUGGGUCCAUUCUCACACCUAAGUUCAUAAUAAUAGUUUUCUCAUGUGAGUUCUGGUUAGAAAGGUUGAUACUUGUGUUGUUGUGCCUAAACAACAUAACUUCAGCCUUAUUAAUCAUCAAAAUUAAGAUGGUUCACCGCCAUGACAACCAGGCAAUCAAGCAAAGACUGAACAGAGCAGAAAUGUGCUGUAGGGGAAAAUUACCUGAGCAGUAAUCAUAAAAAUGAGACAAAAUAUUAUCAAUUUAGGGGAAAAAGCAUGAAGUGUCACAAGGUAUAAAGAAAAACAAAGAGGUAUCAGAAUUAAGCCUUGUGGUACGCCCCAUGAGAGGUCCGGAGAAGUGAAAAUAAAAUCAUUAAUACCGACAUAAAAACUUCAACAAAAACUUUGAAACUUGAUUGUGUUAAAAGCUGCAGGAUCCUGACCGUCUUCCUCCUGCAGAUGCAGUCGGUUCCCAUGGAGGUGGGGAGCAGCAGCAGCUCAGGCGGGUCGGCGGUGGAGGUCAGCUUCCCCGGCGCUCAGACCUCGGUGCUGGACAGCCUCAACCGGCAGAGAGAGGACGGCAGCCUCUGCGAUCUGUCCAUCCACGUUCAGGGACACGUCUUCAAGGCGCACCGCUGCGUCCUGGCCGCGUCCUCGCCCUACUUCCAUGAUCAGGUGCUGCUGAAGAACAUGUCGACGGUCUCCAUCCCCGCGGUGAUGGACCCGCUGGCGUUCGAGAGCGUCCUGAGCUGCGCCUACACCGGCCAGCUGCGGAUGCUGCGUGACGACAUCGUUAACUACCUCACGGUGGGCAGCGUGCUGCAGAUGUGGCACAUCGUGGACAAAUGCACCGAGCUGCUGAAGGAGGGCCGCGCCGCAGCGGCCGGAGGAGGAGGAGCGCAGGACGCAGCAGGCGGAGGUGGCAGCUCGGCCAAUCCCGGCUGCAGCAGCAGUGAAGCUGGUGGAACUGGGAGCACAGGUGGCGACCCGAUUGCAGAGCCCAACGACCCCCAGAGGGGCCCCCAACCAUCCAGCCGGCCCUCGGUGAGCGAGAGCCAGUCGCCCAGCAGCACCAACUACUUCAGCCCCCGAGACGGGAGCAGCUUCCUGGGGGGAGGAGCAGCGGCUGGGGGGGCCUCUGUGGAUGGAGGCAGGGCCAGUAACACACCCAGCUACUGCACCCCAUCAGGGGGAGAGGAGGCCCUGCUCAUAGAGGAGGAGGAGGAGGAGGAAGAGGAGGAGGAGGUGAUGUACCACCACAGGAAGAGAGGAAGAGGAGGAGGCAGCGGGAGGAGGAAGAAGGUCAGCUCAGUGUUGGAGCAGGAGGUCGGAGUCAGCGACAGCUUCGGCGUUUCCUCCUAUCAGGACGGGGAGGACUCUGAGGCGGCGCUGCAGAAGCGUCCCGCCUACAGCCAGCCCAGCAUCAUGCCGCGUAAGCAGUGGGUGGUGGUGAAGACGGAGCGGACGGAGGACGACGACCUGAUCGUCGUGUCCGGAGAGGAGGGCGGUGAGGAUGAGGAGGACGAAGACGAGAGGGACAUGGAGCUGGUUAGAGAGCGGGAGAGAGCGAACUUCAACAUCUCCAACAUCAGGAGCCUUUCAGCGGAGCUGGCGGUCCGAGCGGAGAGCGACAUGGACUCACAGGUGGAUUACUGCCAGUCAUCAGAGGACUACCUCAAGUUUGAGGGCAGCCUGAUCGAGCAGACGUUAGCCCAGCACCUCCAUGACAGCGCUGCGGGUCAGAACCAGAGCGCCAACCGGGCCGUGUCGGCCCUGCUGGGUCAGGUCCAGUCCGCGGCCUCGGCCCGGGCGCAGCUCUUCCCUCUGGACAUGCAGGGGAACCAGAUCCUGCUGUACAGCCAGGCGUCCGGCCUCGCUCUGGACCCGGCCGCGCCGCCACUGGGCGUGGCCUCUGGCAUGAUGGGCGGAGCCUCUUUCAAAACGCCCGGCCUGGAGCACGGCGCCGUCCAGCUGCAGACCGGAUUGGGUCUGGACGGUUCUGAUGGUAGCGGGGUCGGAGGUGGAGCCGGCAGCGGCUCCGGUGGAACCACCAAGGUGUUCAUGUGUCACUGUGGGAAGACCUUCACCCACAAGAGCAUGCGGGACCGGCACAUCAACAUGCACCUGGACCUGCGGCCAUUCCACUGCCCCGUCUGCGCCAAGAAGUUCAAGAUGAAGCACCACCUGACGGAGCACAUGAAGACCCACACCGGCCUCAAGCCCUACGACUGCCUGGGCUGCGGCAAAAAAUUCAUGUGGCGCGACAGCUUCAUGAGGCACCGCUCGCACUGCGAGAGGCGCGGCGCCGACGGCGACACAGCAGGGGGCGGGGACGGAGGGAGGCGAGGAGGAGGUCUGCAGCUGCUGCUGGACAACAUGGCGGCUCCUCCGGAGGAAGCAGUCACCAUGGCAACACCAUGGCCACUGCUGCAGGGGCGAUACUGGGGGUCGUCUCCCAGAGUCUGGGUCCGGAUCACGGAUCGGGAAUGUUCGGAGGUUUGGGAUUGGCUCGAGGUGUGUGUGAGGAAGACGUGUGUGAGGUCAGCGCAGACGGAAGCAGCGUGACUUAAACCGAAGCUGAGGGAGCCAAUGGGAGCCCGGUUCUGGUGGUUCUGAAGGUUCUGGUGGUUCUGAUGGUUCUGGUGGUUCUGAUGGUUCCUGCUGCUGUUUUAACCUGGAAAAAGAGAAGAAGAAAGGAAGAGAAAAUGCAUUUUGUUGAAACUCCUGUUGGAGAAACAAUCUGAAGGACCUGGAGUUUCGGAUCGGCGGCCAUCAUGGUUGUUCAGUUCCAGUUACUUUUGAGUUAAAUGACCCAGUUCUUUUGCACAAACAGAUUUGAAAAGUGGCCUCAUCAAGACAGACCGUCACCUCAGAAUAAGCUGUUAGUUUCAAAUAUUCUAAGAUGUUCUGAAAGUUUAUUUUUCUUCUCCCUGUUGUUGAGGGGAAACCAGAACGCUGCUGGUUUCUGUGGGAAAACUUUCUGGAUUGCUGUGAUUCCUCUGCAGCUUCUAUCGUGACCUGUUGCUGUGCUCAGAUAAAAACCU